UUCCCAUUCGUUAUCUCCAAGGGCUCUUUAUGUGGGGAAGUGUAGAAAAGGCUAGAUAUAUACAGUGUGGAAUUUUGGAAAAACUGAAAGAUAUUUUUAAUAGACACUUGAUUUAGGCAAGACAGGUGUUUUACUGCCCAUAGCGUUUCUGAAGGAAAGGAGAUUCACUGAGGACAAUCUCUCAGCAUGCAACAGACCUGACAUUCUUAAUCUGAGAGUCAGCUGACAGAGAAAAAAUAACACAGGAAGCUUGGCUGAGAUUUUAGAUAAAAUGAUCUGAAACAGGAUGUAUGCCUUAUCAGUUUGUUGACAGUGAGAAAAAAGAAGGAAGCAAUUUGAUCAUCUUGGAGACAAUCACUGGAAGACAAAGUCAAGAUGUGCUUCUUUAAUGACACCAAAUUGUGAACACCUAGAAGCCUAUUACUGUGCCUGCAUAAGCCUCUACUCUUGGUUGUUUCUCCAUGUCUGAGCUGGAGUGGUCUGCUGCCUCUCCCUCCCCCCUCUCCCAGUGCGACUACAGCGAGUGGCGUGCCACGCGGGUGCUGAUUCCAGCUGUUUACCUCCUCGCCUUCGUGGCUGGAACACUGGGUAAUGGUCUAGUGCUGUGGGUGUACCUGGACCGUCGUGCCAGAGGCCGCAUGAGAAAAGGCAGCUGCUCCAACUCUGAGCAGACCCAGGAAGCGUCUCACAGCACCUCUCGAUCCUCCCGCUCCGUUACGGAGUCACUGAUCGCCAGCCUGGCCUUGGCUGACCUUGUGUUUGUCACGACACUCCCGCUGUGGGCAGUGUACACGGCGCUGGACUACCACUGGCCCUUCGGCAGUGUGCUCUGUCGCAUCAGCAGCUAUCUGGUGGCUCUCAACAUGUAUGCCAGCGUGUUCUCUCUGACCAGCCUCAGUGUGGAGCGCUACUGCGUGAUCGUACAGGGCCGCAACAGCAACGGUGCACGUAGCAGAGCUGCUGCCAGGGCACGGCAGGUCGUAGGAGGCGUGUGGACAGCAGCCUGUGUCCUGGCACUUCCUGCACUGCUUCUACGAACCGUGCGAGAGGUGCACUUGGAGGGUGGCUCCGACGGUGACUGGCCAGAGGAGGGUGAGGCUGGUGCCACACAUUGCUUAUGUGACAUGGACUACUCCAGUGUGGUGUCUGCUGACCUCGACCCUGCCACACGGGAGCAGGCAGAGCUGCUGUGGUCCACGGUGCUGGGCUUGAAGUCAACCCUACUGGGCUUCCUGCUUCCUCUCACUGUGCUGCUGCUAUGUUACUGCUCGCUGGGGAGGCUCCUCUCCCAGCACUUCAGCCUGGGUCCCCGGCCCGACCGGCCUCGGCAGCGCAGGCUCCUGCGUGUCAUCACCUCCCUUGUCCUGGCCUUCUUCCUCUGCUGGCUGCCCUUUCACACCAACAAAACCCUCUCAGCACUGGUGGAACUGGGCUUCCUGCCCUACUCCUGUGACUUUGACCAGUGGCUGAUGGGAGCACACCCAUACGCCAUCUGUCUGGGCUACGCCAACAGCUGCCUCAACCCUCUGCUCUACACUUGCUGUGACCCAGCCUUCCGGCGCUACUGCCGCGCCGUUGCCCAUCGCAUCUGCAGGCAGCAGGGGAGAGAGUCCCCCAGCAAAAGCUCCGUCAUACAGUCAGGGACAAAGGGAGAGACAGAAGAGGAGGUAGUGCGAGACAGAGUUAUGGAGGGACAGGGAGACACAGCUCCAGCAUAGUAAAAGAGCACCAAAGUGUAUUGUUUGGAGGGACUUUAAAUGACUUUAGUCCACAUUUUGGACUACAUGAAAAAAAACCAACAGCAAGUAAUGCUGAUUAAUUCUGUAUUUCUAUAUUCAGAACAUAGCAAUUGGGACUAGACACCGAGGUGAUGGGUUACUGUGUUUAAGAUGAAGGAAACUGUGGGCCAAGAUCUAGACCUGUGUUUGUUCCUUUUGUGCACCUCUACAGAAAGAUGAGUAGAUACAUAGAACAUAUCUUAUUCUCAACAUCUCUUAAGUAGUAUUUUGUAUAAGUAAAUUUCACAUUUUGCUUGAGACAAAUUCAUGUUUAAAUAAAGGGGAUUUCCACAUUUCCAAAGCUUGACCUUUUUUAACCACUGUAGCAUAUGUGAAGACAUUUGUUGCAACAGUCAUAAAAUAUAUAUGCUAUAUGCUUAAUGUGCUUGUUCGUCAUUGUUUGAUAACGGACAUUCAACUGUGCUUGAAAAUCAAAUUUACAUGUGAAAUAAAUCAUGAAGUGCAUCCAUGGAAAAAAGUAACUUUUUAAUGGAUUUUCACAAACAGCUAACUGAAAAACACCAGGUGGUCAUUACUAGCCAAUCGAUUCCAAUAGGCUGAAGACAUGGUUUAUCUGGACACUCAGCAGUGUAUUAUUUUUUCUCACACACACACACACACACACACACACACACACACACACACACACACA
This is a messenger RNA of Electrophorus electricus (electric eel), 2430 nucleotides long. It is a transcript of the gene aplnr2, whose product is annotated as apelin receptor 2. Gene Ontology annotation, cellular component: external side of plasma membrane; membrane. Gene Ontology annotation, biological process: G protein-coupled receptor signaling pathway; positive regulation of cytosolic calcium ion concentration; immune response. Lineage: Eukaryota; Metazoa; Chordata; Actinopteri; Gymnotiformes; Gymnotidae. The record is from RefSeq and is a predicted model, not a curated record. Gene Ontology annotation, molecular function: C-C chemokine binding; C-C chemokine receptor activity.